Rotaria socialis is the source of this 3321-nucleotide messenger RNA. The record is from the annotation of a GenBank genome assembly. NCBI's taxonomy places the organism in Eukaryota, Metazoa, Rotifera, Eurotatoria, Philodinida, Philodinidae.
AUGCAAUUUACAACGAUCAAAAAAGAAGAAACAACCCAUGAUAAUUAUUCUCAUUUAUCAACAGCGGCGGCAUCAACAACAGUGAUGACUAAAUCUGAAUCUUCAACUACCGAUGAUACGAAACAAAAGCCUCCACAAAUCGAUGCAUCAAGUAAACAAUUACCUAAGCAUCCCGUACAAUUUACUGCCGAUGAAUUACGUGAACAUCUUGAACCAGUUAUUCAAAAAAUGCUUCUCAUCGAAGAGUCACAUCCAUUUCGACAGCCUGUCGAUCCCGUUGCACUUAAUAUACUUGAUUAUCCAACUAUAGUUAAAAGUCCAAUGGAUAUAUCGACAAUGCAAGAUAAAUUAAAACAUGGUCUCUAUAAAACUCCAUUAGAAUUCUGUGAUGACGCAUGGCUUAUGUUUAAUAAUGCAUGGCUUUACAAUAAGAAAACCACGCGUGUCUAUAAAAUGUGUACAAAACUAUCGGAAAUAUUCGCCGAUGCUAUCGAUCCUGUUGUACAAAAAAUGGGCUAUUGUUGUGGUCGACAAUAUGUAUAUUUGCCACAAGUUAUGUUUUGUUAUGGAAACCAACUGUGUUGUCAAAUUCCACGCGAUGGCAAUUAUUAUUAUUAUAACAAUCCGGAACCGUCGCGAAUAAAUUUAUCCGGUGAUAAAUAUACAUUUUGUUCAAAAUGUUUCGAUUCAGUUAAAAGUGAUUCAAUCUAUGUCGGUGAUGAUCCAGCUCAAACAUUAGUUGAAAUACCCAAACAUUUAUUUCAAUCAUCAAAAAAUGAUAUACAAGAGCCUGAAGCAAUGAUCGAUUGCAUUGUUUGUACACGCCGUUGGCAUCAAGUUUGUGCACUACAUUUAGAUCAAGUAUGGCCCGAAGGUUUUAUAUGUAAUACAUGUAUAGCUGAUUAUAAUAUAAAACGUAAAGAAAAUCGUUUUAUUGCACCGAGAUUAACAGUAACUGAUUUAGCAACAAAAUUAGAGAAACGUGUCAAUGAUUUUCUACGUAAUGAAGGUUGUCAAACAGGUCGCGUUACAAUACGUAUAUUAGCUGCCAGUGAUAAACUAUGUGAAGUAAAACCACGUUUAAAAAAAUAUUAUCCAAAUCAAGUACCCGAUGGUUUUCCAUAUCGAACGAAAGCUAUAUUUGCCUUUCAAGAAAUCGAUGGUGUCGAUGUUGUUUUAUUUGGUAUGCACGUGCAAGAAUAUGAUGGACGAUGUCAAGCACCCAAUACGCGACGUGUGUAUGUCUCUUAUUUGGAUUCGGUGCAUUAUUUUCGACCGAAAAAUUAUCGUACAGAAGUUUAUCAUGAAAUUUUAAUUGGAUAUUUGGAUUAUGCUAAGCAACUUGGAUAUGUUUAUGCUCAUAUAUGGGCGUGUCCACCCAGUGAAGGAGAUGAUUAUAUAUUUCAUUGCCAUCCAGUUGAACAACGUGUACCGAAACCAAAACGUUUACAAGAUUGGUACAAGAAAAUGCUUGAUAGAGCUAUUGUUGAACGUGUUGUUAUUGAUUAUAAGGAUGUUAUGAAAGAUUGUAUGGAUAAUCAAGUGCAAACUGCUCUUAAUAUUCCAUAUUUUGAAGGUGACUUUUGGGCAAAUAUUAUUGAAGAAAGUAUUAAAGAACUUGACCAAGAAGAAGAAGAUCGAAGGAGACAAGAAGUUGAAGCAGCACGAGCCAUGGAAGAUGGAGGUUUAGAUGAUCUAAUCGAACCGGAAGAUCCAACUGACAUUUCUGAUAAACGUAAAUCUACGAAUACACAGAAAAAGAAAGGUUUGAAGAAAGGAGCAAAUCAACGAAAAGUAGCCAAAAAACAAAUGUCGAACUGUACUGAUUUAUUAUCGAAAAUAUUCGCAACGAUGGAAAAACACAAAGAGGCAUUCUUUGUUAUUCGUCUUCGUAAUCCAAUAGCAUCAUGUCCAGCUGUAAAUGAUACCGAUGCUCUUAUUCAAUGUGAUCUAAUGGAUACGCGAGAUGCAUUUUUAAAUUUUGCUCGUGAUAAACAUUAUGAAUUUUCAUCGUUGCGUCGUGCAAGAUUUUCUACAAUGGCAUUACUCUAUGAAUUACAUACAUCAACAACAGAUAAAUUCACAUAUAAUUGUAAUACAUGUCGACAACAAUGUGAUAUACGUUAUCAUUGUACAGUAUGCGAAGAUUUUGAUCUAUGCGAAAAAUGUUAUAAUAUCGAACCGAAACAUGAACAUAGAAUGGAACGCUCGGUUCCAUCGAUUGUUGAAGAUUGCGAUCAAAAUUCUUCAAAUCCAAAUGGUAAAUCUCUCGCGACUUCACAACUGCAACGUCAACAAUCCAUGCAACGUUGUAUCGAAGCACUGUUACAUGCCGUUAAUUGUCGAAAUGCUAAUUGUGUUAAUCGAAGUUGCUUUCGUUAUAAACGUGUUAUACAACAUACGAAGGAUUGUAAAGGAAAAAAUAGUCAGUGUAAUGUUUGCAAACAAGUUAUAUUUCUUUGUUGGUAUCAUGCAAAAACUUGUAUGGAUCAAAAUUGUCAAGUUCCAUUUUGUACAAAUUUGAAAACGAAAAUACAAAAACAAAGAGCAACGAGUUUACAAACAGAUCGACGUCGUAUGCAAGCUAUGAUGCAACAAAGAACGAGUACAAUUCAACCACAAACAUCAGUAUCCAUAACCCCAUCUCGUCCAGAUCCAAUACCAAGUUCUCCUCAUCUAUCUUCUUACGAAUCAUCAGCGUCAAAUCAAACAAUAAAUAAUUCGACAGGUAAACCUUCGGUAACACUUAUUCGUACGCCGCCAUCGAAUUGGCAUAAUCAACCGCAACAACAAACAUAUAUAAUGACCCAAAAACCAACGAAUGGUAAACCCCUUAAUAAUCUAUCUCAACAACAAUCAUCCAAUCAAUUAAAUCUACUAAUUAAUCGAGUUAAACAAGAUCCAUCUAUGGAUGAAACCCAACGAUCAGAUAUAAAUGAUCCAAAUCCACAACAGCAACAACCGAUGUUUCCAUCGUUAUUAAAUAAAGCUUCGGUUAAUCGUUUACCGUCAUCCACGUAUAUUCAACCACAACAACAGCAAUGGUUUCCGACCGCAUCUCAGCAACAAUUUGCUCCGCCUCCUAAUUAUACGGCGGCAACUCGUGCCCGUUAUACGUCUAAUAUGCAACAACAACAACCUCAAAGUCAACCUUCCCCACAGACACUUAUAGCUCCUCUAAGAUCGAAUACGGCAACUGCGCCACCAAACUAUUUAACGCGAACAAGUUCAACGCCAAAUCUAACUCGGCCGCCCUUAAUAAGACCAUCACAAUAUCCUUCUCAACAGCAACAACCGCCACAGGAUCCAUCUGCACGUUAG